AUGGCGCGGCUUCGUCGCCAGCACCGGAGAGAGCUACGACAUGGAGAUCGAACACAGCGCAAGAUGCGUGCCCGCAAGGAUGCCGUCGCCCGUCUGGAUGCUCGUCUCCAAGCGAGUUUGUGCCUGCAGGAACAACAGGAGGUGAGCGCUGUGCUGCGAGACCUCGUGGGCCGCGUGGAGCUUUCGGUGGAGCAUGCUACGAACCAACGCGCGGAAGAAGCUUUGGCGUGGUCGGAGCUGCAACAGAGCGACCAGCGUGACUGUGCUGCUCGGCUGGAGACAGAGUGGGGUGAGGCUGAGGAUCUGAUCGUGGUCGAGCAGCAACUACUGGCCCAACGAGUGGAAGGAUUGGGGACACGACUGCAAGCCGCUCAGCAGCAUCUUCGAGAUGAAAAGGAAGCUGGCGCUGAGCUGCACGCUUCCUACGCUCAGUUGGAGCAGGACGUUGCUAACAAGUCUGGCUGGCUCACGGCGCUAGCGCUCAGUAGCAUGUCCCUGCUUCAAGUGGAGGACUCGAAGCACCAGAGCGAGCUCUCGGCUGAAAACGCCCAGCUUCGAGACAAGCUCCAGACCGCCCACAAAGUAGCGAAAAAGUGCAAGCACAAGUACAAGAAAGUGAAGGCUGAGGUGAAGGCGCUCAGGGGCCAGCUCAAUGUUGUCAAGGGCAACACGACGCAAGCCAACACCCACUUCACUCCAAAUGUGCUGAAGCCUGACCACAGUCAUGCCGGACGACUACACACCUUGCGCGGUACGAAGAAUCGCUGA
Messenger RNA from Phytophthora sojae, 768 nucleotides. RefSeq lists its product as hypothetical. NCBI's taxonomy places the organism in Eukaryota, Oomycota, Peronosporomycetes, Peronosporales, Peronosporaceae. Bases 1 to 768 code for a protein of 255 amino acids. The transcript is spliced from 2 exons. The record is from RefSeq and is a predicted model, not a curated record.